AUGUUGGGUUCCUUUGUGCUUGUAUCCGUGGGGCUUGAAACAGGGUUCAUUUUAUGGCUACGUCCGCUUUAUAGGCGCGGCAUCGAGUGGCCCAUGCUCGUUAUUGGAAUCAUUGCAUCUGUACUUCUCGCAUUGGGGUUGGUACCUCCGUACUUUGAGUUGGCCAAGCGUAAGGGCCGCGUGGUGGGAAUAAACUUCUUCUUUUUGGCUAUGGACUCAUUCGGUGCGCUCUUUUCCUUAAUCAGUGUUGUUGUAGGAGAAAUGGACAUCAUGUCGAUGGUUUUAUACGCAAUUGUGAUUGCUAUGGAAAUCGGCAUAUUUCUCAGUCAAGUUGGGUGGUAUCUCACAGGGGGACGAAGAAUACUAAGAGAAGAGAAGCUUCAGCGCAAACAGUGCAUCCAGAAAGAGGUUUCUGUGGGCUCAGAAACGUCAGAGCGUUCUCAGGCUUCAGACUAUAAUGAAGAUGAUGAAAAACCCCAGGAGGGUACCGCCGGAGACCUUGAAGCGCUCGGUAAAAAUUUAUAG
Molecule: messenger RNA, 525 nt
Organism: Candidozyma auris
Lineage: Eukaryota; Fungi; Ascomycota; Pichiomycetes; Serinales; Metschnikowiaceae
Exons: 1
Coding region: 1-525 (174 amino acids)
Source: RefSeq, a predicted model, not a curated record